This is a messenger RNA of Octodon degus (degu), 2184 nucleotides long. RefSeq names its product integrator complex subunit 11 (gene Ints11). Gene Ontology annotation, cellular component: nucleus. The record is from RefSeq and is a predicted model, not a curated record. Gene Ontology annotation, biological process: snRNA processing. The transcript has 18 exons. Lineage: Eukaryota; Metazoa; Chordata; Mammalia; Rodentia; Octodontidae. Bases 221 to 1999 code for a protein of 592 amino acids.
GCCUGCGUUUCCGGCGAGCCGACCGGAAGCUGGCGCAGCUUAGCUGGUUCGGCGCGGUCUUCCCUGUCAGAGGAGCGUGGUGGACUAGGGAACGCAGAGUGCCGCCCCGGCGAUGCCUGAAAUCAGAGUCACUCCCUUGGAGCCCUGGUGAGCAGGUCCUCUCUCUUGCCCUCUGGAGCUCCUGGAGGCUGGGGCAGGUGGCAGACAGUCUCAUGGGAGAAUGGGGGCUGGCCAGGAUGUGGGCCGCAGCUGUAUCUUGGUCUCCAUCGCGGGCAAGAAUGUCAUGUUGGACUGUGGCAUGCACAUGGGCUUCAAUGAUGACAGGCGCUUCCCUGACUUUUCCUACAUCACCCAGAAUGGCCGGCUGACUGACUUCUUGGACUGCGUGAUCAUCAGCCACUUCCACCUGGACCACUGUGGAGCACUCCCCUACUUCAGUGAGAUGGUGGGCUAUGAUGGGCCCAUCUACAUGACCCACCCCACCCAGGCCAUCUGCCCCAUCCUGCUGGAGGAUUACCGCAAGAUUGCUGUGGACAAGAAGGGCGAGGCCAACUUCUUCACUUCCCAGAUGAUCAAAGACUGCAUGAAGAAGGUGGUGGCUGUUCACCUGCACCAGACAGUUCAGGUGGAUGAUGAGCUGGAAAUCAAGGCCUACUAUGCAGGCCAUGUGCUGGGAGCUGCCAUGUUCCAGAUCAAAGUGGGCUCAGAGUCUGUGGUCUACACGGGUGAUUAUAACAUGACUCCGGACAGGCAUUUGGGAGCCGCCUGGGUUGAUAAGUGUCGCCCCAGCCUGCUCAUCUCGGAAUCUACCUACGCUACCACCAUACGCGACUCCAAGCGCUGCCGGGAGAGGGACUUCCUGAAGAAAGUCCACGAGACCGUGGAGCGUGGCGGGAAGGUUCUGAUCCCUGUGUUUGCACUGGGCCGAGCGCAGGAGCUCUGCAUCCUGCUGGAGACCUUCUGGGAACGCAUGAACCUGAAGGUGCCCAUCUACUUCUCCACUGGCCUGACGGAGAAGGCCAACCACUACUACAAGCUCUUCAUCACCUGGACCAACCAGAAGAUCCGGAAGACCUUUGUCCAGAGGAACAUGUUUGAGUUCAAGCACAUCAAGGCCUUUGACCGGGCGUUUGCUGACAAUCCAGGUCCCAUGGUCGUGUUUGCCACACCAGGGAUGCUGCAUGCGGGCCAGUCCCUACAGAUCUUCCGGAAGUGGGCAGGAAAUGAGAAGAACAUGGUUAUCAUGCCUGGUUACUGUGUGCAGGGCACUGUGGGCCACAAGAUCCUCAGUGGGCAGCGCAAGCUCGAGAUGGAGGGGCGACAGGUGCUGGAGGUGAAGAUGCAGGUGGAGUACAUGUCAUUCAGUGCCCAUGCUGAUGCCAAGGGCAUCAUGCAGCUGGUGGGGCAGGCAGAGCCAGACAGCGUGCUGCUGGUCCAUGGUGAGGCCAAGAAGAUGGAGUUCCUGCGGCAGAAGAUCGAGCAGGAAUUCCGGGUCAGCUGCUACAUGCCAGCCAACGGCGAGACGGUGACUCUGCCCACAAGUCCCAGCAUCCCUGUGGGCAUUUCUCUGGGGCUGCUGAAGCGAGAGAUGGCACAGGGGCUGCUUCCCGAGGCCAAAAAGUUGCGGCUCUUGCAUGGCACCCUGAUCAUGAAGGACAGUAGCUUCCGGCUUGUGUCCUCAGAACAAGCCCUGAAGGAGCUGGGCCUGGCAGAGCACCAGCUGCGCUUCACCUGUCGCGUGCACCUGCAGGACACGCGCAAGGAGCAGGAGAUGGCCCUGCGCGUCUACAGCCACCUCAAGAGCACCCUGCAGGGCCACUGCGUGCAGCACCUCCCCGACGGCUCCGUGACUGUGGAGUCCAUACUCAUCCAGGCUGCGGCCCACUCGGAGGACCCAGGCACCAAGGUGCUGCUGGUCUCCUGGACCUACCAGGAUGAGGAGCUGGGGAGCUUUCUCACUGCACUGCUCAAGAAGGGUCUCCCCCAGACCCCAAGCUGACAUGCUGCCCACGUGGGCCUGUGCCUCUCCUCUGAACCAUGCCCAGCAGGACCACUUCAGGACUACAGCAUCUGUGUGAAUCAAUCCCGUGGCUUGGCCACAGUCCCCGUCCAGGGAUAGAGUCCCAUGGCAGGCCAGCCUAAGCACACCUUUGUGGCAGGGCAAUAAACACACCUCUGGGGCUA